UCGCUCGCGGUCGGACAGCGCUGCUCUUUGCUCCCUUUUCCCCCGUCCCUGCCCCUUCCCCUGCCCCGAGCUCUGCCCGCCCUCCCGCCCUCCCGCUGCAGCGCCCACCUUCCCCCCUCUUUUUUUUCCUUUCGUGCUUUUCUCUCUUUUGCUUUCUUAUUGCCGCCCGGGGUCUGGGCCUUUUUCCGGGCCGGGCGUACUAGGGCGCGCGGCCCCGGGGCCCAUUAUAUGACCCGACCCCUUGCAACCCCUCGCUUCCCCCGCCCCAUGUGGCUGCGGGGCCGCGACGGCGCCCCCCACUAUGGCCCGGAAAGCAGUUAGCAGGAAGCGGAAAGCGCCUGUCUCGCCGGGAGCUGGGAACGACGCGCAGGGCCCACAGUUUGGCUGGGAUCACUCACUUCACAAAAGGAAAAGACUCCCCCCAGUGAAGCGUUCCUUCGUUUAUUAUCUGAAGAACCGUGAAGUCAGACUACAGAAUGAAAGCAACUACUCUCGAGUGUUGCAUGGAUAUGCAGCACAGCGACUUCCCAGUCUCCUGAAGGAGAGAGAGUUUCACCUUGGGACUCUAAACAAAGUGUUUGCAUCUCAGUGGUUGAAUCAUAGACAAGUGGUGUGUGGCACAAAAUGCAACACACUAUUUGUAGUGGAUGUCGAGACGAGCCAGAUCACCAAGAUUCCCAUUCUAAAGGAUCGUGAGCCUGGAGGCGUGACCCAGCAGGGCUGUGGUAUCCAUGCCAUUGAACUGAACCCCUCUCGCACACUGCUGGCCACAGGAGGAGACAACCCUAAUAGUCUUGCCAUCUACCGGCUGCCUACACUGGAUCCUGUGUGUGUGGGAGAUGAUGGCCACAAGGACUGGAUCUUUUCCAUUGCAUGGAUCAGUGAUUCUAUGGCAGUAUCUGGCUCCCGUGAUGGUUCAAUGGGACUCUGGGAAGUGACAGAUGAUGUGUUGACCAAAAGUGAUGCAAGACACAAUGUGUCCCGGGUCCCCAUGUAUGCUCACAUCACACAUAAGGCCUUAAAGGACAUCCCCAAGGAGGACACAAACCCUGAUAAUUGCAAAGUUCGGGCUCUAGCCUUCAACAACAAGAACAAGGAAUUGGGAGCAGUAUCUUUGGAUGGCUACUUUCACCUCUGGAAAGCUGAAAAUACACUGUCUAAGGUCCUCUCCACUAAACUGCCGUAUUGCCGUGAGAAUGUGUGUCUGGCCUAUGGUAGUGAAUGGUCAGUGUAUGCAGUGGGCUCCCAAGCUCAUGUCUCUUUCUUGGAUCCACGGCAGCCAUCAUACAACGUCAAAUCUGUCUGCUCCAGGGAACGAGGCAGUGGGAUUCGCUCCGUGAGCUUUUAUGAGCAUAUCAUCACUGUGGGCACAGGACAGGGCUCCCUGCUGUUCUAUGACAUCCGAGCUCAGAGAUUCCUGGAAGAGAGACUCUCCGCUUAUGGUUCCAAGCCCAAACUCACAGGGGAGAAUCUGAAACUGACCACUGGCAAAGGCUGGCUGAAUCAUGAUGAAACCUGGAGGAAUUACUUUUCGGACAUUGAUUUCUUCCCCAAUGCUGUUUACACUCACUGCUACGAUUCGUCAGGAACGAAACUUUUUGUGGCAGGUGGUCCCCUCCCUUCAGGGCUCCAUGGAAACUAUGCUGGGCUCUGGAGUUAAUGACAACUAACUUGCUCUCAAAAUGCAGAGAUUUACACUAA
This is a messenger RNA of Suncus etruscus (white-toothed pygmy shrew), 1701 nucleotides long. It is a transcript of the gene DCAF12, whose product is annotated as DDB1 and CUL4 associated factor 12. The transcript is spliced from 9 exons. Gene Ontology annotation, molecular function: protein binding. Bases 302 to 1660 code for a protein of 452 amino acids. Gene Ontology annotation, cellular component: Cul4-RING E3 ubiquitin ligase complex. The record is from RefSeq and is a predicted model, not a curated record. NCBI's taxonomy places the organism in Eukaryota, Metazoa, Chordata, Mammalia, Eulipotyphla, Soricidae.